AUGGCACCUGCCGCCAAUAACAAAACAUCGUCUCCAAGCGCUGGCAAGAAUUCAGAUGCGCGUCGAAACCUCUACGUGCUCGGUCUGCCCUUUGAUCUCACCAAUACUGUCAUGCACGCUGUGAUUCUCGCCACUGUCGAUAACGCAUCUCGCUGUCGCGGGUUCGUGGUAAUGUCAUCUCAUGAGGAAGCCAAACGUGCAAUGAGCUUCCUAGAUGACGCAGACAGGACGAUGAUGCUGGCAUCCUCAAACCCUUCGUCACUUCCGGAAAUGGAGUUCGAUCACCAACCCGCACCUCCAACCAUCAGUUCACCCCAAUGCGCCUUCCUCGAAGCCAGUGACUUGCAUCGUCUGUUCUAUACUUUCGGUCUCAUCAAGGAGGUGAAGCUCAUGGAUUCUGCUAUGCUCGGCAAUGGAACCACAACCGCUCUAGUCGAAUACGUGAAUGUCUUCGAUGCUCAGGAAGCCAAAGAGGCACUUCAACGACAGUUCUUUGGGACCUCACGCCUGGAAGUCCAAUUCAUCCAAGACAAUAUCUAUCCGGUUAAUUCUACUGCUGCCGCGUAUGCCCAGUCUCCCAUGCUACCGAAAACAUCUGAUGCCGGCCUUAAUCCUUGUGCUGCUCCUUUCGUCUUUGGAUCCCGCCACUUGCCACCCUUGGCUUCUGGUCUUAGCGCCGUUGCGCACGAUUCAUUUGUCAACGACCUCAAUCUUGCCAAUAGACCGUCUUUACAUUGGCUAACUCCAGCCGAGAGACCUUCGUCCGGGAGUACGCUUGUCGUGGAGUUACGGCUCAACAGCGUAUAUGUUGAUUUCUGUGAUUGGCCGCUUCUUCGGAUGGAUGUCGAAUUUAACAUCGACCCAGAUGAAUUCCAGGCUCGCAAGCGCAGACGAAUGUCAACCAUGACCACUUCCCUACCUCCACCACCCAAGGUAGCCCCAACCUCUGCUCCUGGGGUACACAAAAUUGCCACCUUCCUCCCUGGUAGGCUUGAGUUCGAACACGAGCUCGAUAAUGAAGCGGAGGAUCUUGUGAAGGAUCUAGAAUUCGGAAUUUGUCAUGCACGAGGUGGUGAUCAGAUUAUGGAAGAUGAGAACGGCCCGGAUGUACGUGCCAGGGCACGAAUGCAGGAAGAGCGCAAAACUGUUGCUGGUUCCAGGAACAGCAGUCAGCCACCCGUCAAUGGUGUCAGUGGCAAUGGACAUCUUUCAAUGAACGUAUCAAGUUCAAAAGCAGAGAUCGUCAAGCUGACUCGCAAUUGCGCAGUGACACUUGCAACCCACUUACUUCCCUGGCUUCGCAACAUCAUCCUCAGCGCGUUCCCUAUGUCUAUCAUCCUUCCUGACCCUCAUCUACACAAAUUUGACUCGAUUCCCGAAAUGGGACCAAUACCACCCGUUCUAUCAGACUUUGCUUCAUGUCUCAAAAGCGCUGACCUCCGCAACAACCUCUAUCAAUACCUCCUUAAUUGUGGAACCCCUUCAUUCCUCACAACACUCUAA
Messenger RNA from Suillus fuscotomentosus, 1503 nucleotides. RefSeq lists its product as uncharacterized. Gene Ontology annotation, molecular function: RNA binding. The transcript has 10 exons. Bases 1 to 1503 code for a protein of 500 amino acids. Lineage: Eukaryota; Fungi; Basidiomycota; Agaricomycetes; Boletales; Suillaceae. The record is from RefSeq and is a predicted model, not a curated record.